Messenger RNA from Ostertagia ostertagi, 1839 nucleotides. The record is from the annotation of a GenBank genome assembly. Lineage: Eukaryota; Metazoa; Nematoda; Chromadorea; Rhabditida; Trichostrongylidae.
AUGCGCCCCAGAUACCGCGAAUGCGUCGGAAAUGAACUCCUAUCUGUAUUCGGAGUACGGGAACCUGUGGUGACAGCCGAGAAAAUGGCUGGAUCUGCCAUGUACGAGCUCGUCCGAGUGGGUCAUGGUGAAUUGGUCGGAGAGAUUAUUCGUCUCGAAGGCGACUACGCUACGAUUCAGGUCUACGAAGAGACGUCGGCCGUCACAAUCGGUGAUCCAGUACUACGUACAGGAAAGCCGCUUUCUGUGGAACUUGGUCCAGGAAUUAUGGGCUCUAUUUUCGACGGAAUCCAACGUCCGCUCAAGGAUAUUGCUGACAUUACACAGUCCAUAUACAUUCCCAAAGGAGUAUCAACGAAAGCGCUCUCACGUGAAGCUCGUUGGGAUUUCUCAGUAAACAAGAACAUAGUUGUGGGAUCUCACGUCACUGGUGGUGAUGUACUUGGAACAGUGCACGAAAAUCUUCUAAUCAAACACAAGGUUAUGCUCCCACCUACCUCAUGUGGUACAGUAACGUUCAUCGCUGCGUCUGGACAAUACACAGUCGAAGACAUCCUGUUGGAAGUCGAGUUUGCUGGGCAAAAGGAGAAGUUCGCUAUGCUUCAAAUUUGGCCUGUCCGUACUCCCCGUCCUUGUGCAGAGAAGUUAGCUGCUAACAAUCCACUGUUGUGCGGCCAACGAGUUCUUGAUGCGCUUUUCCCUUGCGUACAAGGAGGAACCACCGCUAUUCCAGGAGCUUUCGGUUGUGGAAAAACCGUUAUCUCCCAAUCGCUUUCGAAAUACUCCAACUCUGAUGCCAUCAUUUAUGUGGGAUGUGGUGAGCGCGGAAAUGAAAUGUCUGAGGUACUUCGUGAUUUCCCUGAGCUUACUAUGGAGGUCGAUGGAGUGACUACUUCAAUCAUGAAACGUACUGCACUUGUGGCUAACACAUCGAAUAUGCCUGUAGCUGCUCGAGAAGCUUCCAUUUACACUGGAAUUACUCUGGCUGAAUAUUUCCGUGAUAUGGGUCUGAAUGUGGCCAUGAUGGCUGACUCAACUUCACGAUGGGCUGAAGCACUUCGAGAAAUUUCUGGACGUUUGGGUGAAAUGCCUGCUGAUUCUGGUUAUCCUGCGUACCUUGCCGCUCGUCUUGCUUCGUUCUAUGAACGUGCUGGUAAAGUGAAAUGCUUAGGAAAUCCAGAACGCGAAGGAUCUGUCACAAUCGUCGGAGCUGUGUCGCCUCCUGGUGGAGAUUUCGCAGAUCCCGUCACGUCCGCCACUCUUGGUAUCGUACAAGUGUUCUGGGGAUUGGAUAAGAAGCUUGCACAGCGAAAACACUUCCCCUCUAUCAACUGGCUUAUUUCAUACAGUAAAUACAUGCGUGCCUUGGAAGAUUUCUAUGAGAAAAACCAUCCAGAGUUCAUAUCUCUGCGAACGAAGUGCAAGGAAAUUCUUCAGGAGGAAGAAGAUCUAUCUGAGAUUGUACAAUUGGUAGGAAAGGCAUCAUUAGCUGAAUCUGACAAGAUUACUCUUGAGGUUGCGAAGCUCAUAAAGGACGACUUCCUUCAGCAAAACGGUUACACUCCAUACGAUCGAUUCUGUCCCUUCUACAAAACCGUCGGCAUGCUCAAAAACAUGAUUGCAUUCUAUGAUUUGGCUCGCCAUGCUGUUGAAUCCACAGCCCAGUCGGAAAACAAGGUGACAUGGGCAAUUAUCAGAGAUCAUAUGGGAGACCUGCUGUAUCAGCUUUCGUCAAUGAAGUUCAAGGACCCCGUGAAGGAUGGUGAACAGAAGAUCAAGAAGGAAUAUGACGAUCUCUUAGAAGCAAUGCAGACCGCGUUCCGAAAUCUUGAAGAUUGA